Messenger RNA from Funneliformis geosporum, 315 nucleotides. The record is from the annotation of a GenBank genome assembly. NCBI's taxonomy places the organism in Eukaryota, Fungi, Glomeromycota, Glomeromycetes, Glomerales, Glomeraceae.
AUGAGCUAUGAGUAUGAGAACCAACUAGGAGAAGAGUUGGUUAAUUUUCUUGAAGUUAACAUUAAUGAAGAAGAGCUAGUUAAUUUUCUUGAAGUUAACAUUAAUGAAAAAGAGCUGGUUAAUUUUUCUGAAGUUAAUAUUAACGAAGAAGAGUUGGUUAAUGUUAAUGUUCAUGAAGAAGAGUUAGUUAAUAUCCUUGAAGGAGAGUUGGUUAACAUUAAUGAAGGAGAGUUAGUUAAUGUUAACAAAGAGUUGUCUGAAACAAGUGUAAUACAAGUAACUAAUUACAUAUCAACUCACUUUUUAAGUAGAUAG